Molecule: messenger RNA, 1212 nt
Organism: Spinacia oleracea (spinach)
Lineage: Eukaryota; Viridiplantae; Streptophyta; Magnoliopsida; Caryophyllales; Amaranthaceae
Product: F-box/kelch-repeat protein At3g06240-like
Exons: 2
Coding region: 1-1212 (403 amino acids)
Molecular function (GO): protein binding
Source: RefSeq, a predicted model, not a curated record
AUGGUGAGGGUGGCUGGAGGUGGUGGUGUGUGGUGUGGUGUUGGUGCGGGUGGUGCAGCGAAGAGAAAAGGGGAGAGGCAGGGGAGUGCGAAGCGGGGAAGCAGGGGACGGUGGUUGAGUACGGUGGUGUUUCUGGCUGGCCGAGUGGUGCUGGGGUGGUGGUCGAACAGUGGUGGGAAUGGUGGUGGUCGGUGGCUGUUGUGGUGGUUAAUGGUGGUUGCAGCACGGUGGUGCCGUGAAAGGAAGAAGGAGGGAAUCAGAAUCCCGUAUGAUUUUCCCAUACAUUUGGUACCCGAGAUUUUGUCGUGGUUGCCCGUGAAAACUCUAUUGCAAUAUAAAUGUGUUUGCAAAUCUUGGCAUGCAAUUAUCAAAAAUGUGUAUUUCAUAUCCAAGCAUCUAGAAAACUACUAUAACAACAACGAUGAUUUCCGAGAUUGUUACAUUGCUCAAUUUAACGUAGGAAGUCAGUUUGGUGAACUUGGGAAUUAUGAAAUGCUUGUCCAUAGUAGCUUACAAAGAGUUUUAGCAUAUGAACAAAUAGAAACACCAGAGCGUAAUACGUUUAUUGUUGGUCCAUGUCAUGGAAUAUUUUACCAAUGGUGUUGGUAUCAAGGUGACAAAGGACGCUAUCUGUGGAAUCCGGCACUCAAAGAGUUGAAACAGUUACCACCACUGAUUAAGAAGCCUGAUGUUCCAUCCCAUAUAACUUUUUGCAAUGAGCAGUAUGGAUUCGGAUAUGAUCCCUUUACUAAGGAUUACAAGGUUAUUGUCAUCGUGCACUACAAGAAUAUAAGCGUGUAUUGGAUAGGGUCACAUGAACCUGGUAUUUUCAAUUCUGACGUGGUCGUCAGUUUUGAUUUGGGUACUGAGAUUUGUAAAGAGAUGCAAUUACCUAAUUACGACAAGUGGGAAUAUGAAAAACUUGCACUUGCAACAUUGCACGAUUCUGUUUCUUUGAUUCUUGUUCAACAUAGCAAGUGUCUUACAAUGUGGACAUUGAAUGAAGGUUUAUGGAUCAAGAAGUUCACUACAAAUUUGGAUUUUGAGCAAUUAGGAUUUUUUGGUCAUUGGAACAAUAAGCUUUUAUUUUCACGGUAUCUUGGUAACAUCUUAUAUGACCCUGAAACACAAGAAUGGUGGCGGAUUUCACAUCCGGAAACUCAGUGUUGGGCUGUUUCUGCUUAUAAACAAAGCUUAGUUUCGGUCAAAUAA